This is a messenger RNA of Myxocyprinus asiaticus (Chinese sucker), 3613 nucleotides long. It is a transcript of the gene aftpha, whose product is annotated as aftiphilin a. Lineage: Eukaryota; Metazoa; Chordata; Actinopteri; Cypriniformes; Catostomidae. Bases 206 to 2701 code for a protein of 831 amino acids. The record is from RefSeq and is a predicted model, not a curated record. The transcript is spliced from 10 exons. Gene Ontology annotation, molecular function: clathrin binding. Gene Ontology annotation, biological process: intracellular transport. Gene Ontology annotation, cellular component: AP-1 adaptor complex; trans-Golgi network membrane.
GGAAAAAGAACAGGAUACAUACCCUCAAACACACACAGACAGGAGAUCUAACCGGCUGUGUGUGUCAUUAUAUACUGUGUGUGUGUGUGUGUAAGAGUGACUGAUGCUCAUGAGGAUCACACUUUAUGUUCUCGUGAAGAUGGGACACAUCAUUCCAGACUCGUGAGGUGUGAGUUCUUGGCUGUGUGUUUCUACUCAAGGCCCCAUGGAGCCUGACGUGAUACACAUGUACUCCUCCUCUCCACCCCCAAUGGAGGACAGCGUUGAAGAUGACGAUGAUGAAUUCAGUGAUUUUACUGGCGUCCCGAACAGCGUCAGCUUCACAGAAUUCGAUACGCCCACCACAUUCAACCAAUCUCAGGCUUUGAACGCCACCUCGCCACCGGAAUUAUUGAGUAAUGGUAGAAUUGUGGGAUUGACUCAACCUGCAGGGUCUACGAAGUCUAACGCCAUGGCUCCUGUUAGUGGCCAGAGCUGCAUGCCCAAUGGUCGAACAGUUUGUGUAGAGGAAUUGAAAAAGUUCACAGAGCAUCAACAAGUUCAUAUCAACUCCCUUGAGUUUGCAGAGAGUUCUCGGACUGAUAACAACGCCAUUGACUGCAAUGGUGCCGUUGAAGUACUCACAAAUGGGUUUGUGACAUUAGACGGAGGAGGAACUCCUCCUACACCCCACAAAAACAUAGAAACUGAGCUCACGGUAGACCCCUGUCUUGAUGACAGUCAAGACAUUGAUGAUGAUUUUGCAGAUUUUUCUGCUUUCUCAAAUGCUGACCACAACCAGACUUCUGAUGGAAAUACAGACUGGGAACCUUUGAAUCAAGGGUACACACCAGCAGAGGACAAUGUUGAUGAACAACACAAUGAUGAAGAACAACAAGCUAAUUUGGAAGAUGGUAGUAGGGACUCAAAAGUCACAGGGUUGGAUUUACCUGGAUUCCCAUCAGAGAACUCGGAAGGUCUCAGCAAUGGGGAUUGGGGAUUCCAUGCAGGGAGCGAUCUAGAAACCGAUAAUGCACAUCAGGACUCUAAUACUACUGAGGUGGUUAGCACAGCGCAACUGCUUACUCUUAAUGGGGUUGGUCAGAAUGAUAUUGAUGAGGGGGGCAUAGUGGACAACGGGGUGUCACCCGACUCUAAAGGUGAAAGAUGUAGUGGUGAACAUUCAGAUGAGAGAGGAUCCGGGAACGAAACUGAAACGGAGACAGAAACAGAGACCUCUUUCGGUCGGCUGCUAUCGACAGAUGCGCUUGAAGAAUUUGGGGACUUCAGCACGACAGGAUCCGUUCCUUCUCCGCCGCUUCAGGAGGAGACGGCAACUCCAGCCGACCAUAGUCAGCUUGCUGAGGACGACGAUGAAGAUUUUGGAGAUUUUGGUGACUUCGGAGAUGCUAGCUCAUUUGGUACAACUGGAUUUGCUGAUUUUGACCAGCAGGGGGCCAAAACGCAAGUUGCUCAGCCUGAAUCGGCCCCCAUUCCCCCUGAGGUAACCGAAGAUGAAGAAUUUGGUGAUUUUGACACAUCAAGAGAACCUAGUAAAACAGGGUCAGCAGGUGGGGAAGGAACAACGUUUGCAGACUUUCCCGGCAGCGACAGUUUUGCAGAUUUCAGCUCAGUGCAGGUUGGUGAUGCAGAUGAUAAUGGAGGAUGGCAGGCCUUCUCUGAGCCGGAUCAAAGCCAGGAUGGAGGGGACUCCUGGGCAAAGUUCGGUCAGGAACACGCAGCAUGUACCGAAAAGAUUGGAGACGACUGGCAUGAAAGCCAGACGGUUGCAGCGCCCUCUACUAGCAGUGCAGUGGAGCGUAAAAGUUGCACAACGGCCACACUGGUGAGCCGUUUGGAGAAGAUUUUCCAGGCCACUUUUCAGCUGGUUGUUGCUCCUCAGGUGGAGGAUGAGGUGCAUAUGCUCAACACCUUCCUCAAACCUCCAGACAGAUCAGAACAGGAAGAGGAUGGAAGAGAGACAGCCAGUGGUGCACUACGGGACGUUUGGCAACAGCUGCAGGAUGUUAACAAUGCCUACGGUCUCCGGUACCAGUGGGGCGGCUCUCAUACCAAUAAAGCACUGCUCUGCUCUUUGGGCAUUGACACAAGAAAUAUAUUGUUCACAGGUCAUAAAAAGCAGCCGUUAAUUGUGCCAGUGUAUGCUGCCAGUCUGGGGAUGCUGGAACCCACUAAAGAGCCAGUGAAGCCCGUCUCAGCAGCUGAGAUGAUCGCCUCAAUAGCACAAUCUCCUUCUAUUGCCACAGAGUUAAACACCUGUCCACCUGACACCACCCAGGAGCCUCUUCCUCCCGUUCAGUUUGACUGGAGCAGCAGUGGCCUUACAAACCCUCUGGACGCGAGUGGAGGCUCGUCUUUGCUCAACCUCGAUUUUUUCGGCCCUGUGGACGAGUCGCCUUCUGGCACCGCCACCUCCAUACCAGGCGUUGACCCAGAGCUGUACGAGUUGACCCAGGCUAAGCUCGACGUCGGCGGAGGCAGCAGUAGAAUCGUGGAUGCGUUCGCUCGUCUGAUGUCGACCGUAGAAAAGACCAGCACCUCCACCAGCAGAAAGCCUGUGCAGAAACAGGAGAAUUUGAGUGAAGAGGCUCAGAGAGUGAUCGCAGGGCUGCCGGAUCUCUCCUUCAUGCAGGCCAAAGUCCUGAUGUUCCCCUCCACGCUGACUCCUCUGCUCCCAUCGGCCUCACCCAUGACCGACUGACUCCUCCGCUUCACCUCUCUUUCUCUGUGCUCUCCAGUUUUCAUUAUACUGACCGUUUUCAUUUUUAUUUCGUCCACUUUCAUUUUCUUGGGUGUUUUUAACAGUUUAAACAUUGCCAUAUGUGAGAGAGAGAGAGAGAGUGCAAGAGAUAUACUGCUAAUGAUUGAUUGCUUUAGAGAAGAUAAGAAGAAAUGUAGAAAAGAAUAUUUUUAUUUGUAGAAUGUCAGUAGGAAGAAGUGUUUGUGUUUAUAUUAGAGGCAAUCUGUAUAUUAUCAGGGAUGAGAUUUUCUUUUGAGUAUUCUUCUGCAUUUUGAUAAGUUGUGUGUAUGAAAGAGAGAAAAAGAGAGGCAUUUUGUUGCAUUUUUUUUAUUUUUAUGAAACACUGGUUCAAAAGUCCUACAAUGGCACAAACGAUGACGUGAAUGAUCUGAUCGGUAUUUAGAUGCAUAAAUGCAUUAAUUAUAGCGACUUGAAACCAAACCGCCUGCAAAAUGUAAAUUUGAUUUUGUGUAACAAAAGGCCUUAGUUUUUAAUCAUUUUGGCUACUCUUAUGUUACAAUCAAUAUUAAUACAUUAUUAUUACUGAUUUAACACAUGCAUUAGUGAUCAUAGGGUACUUUAUCUUUUUGUUGUAGUAACUUUGCUUUCCACACUCACAGGCCAUUUCUUCCACUUCAUUAACAACUAUAGAAACACUGGCUUCGCUUGAGUAUUUAGCUGCUCAUAUUUUUAUUCUUCUUUUUGUUUAUUUUUAAUGGAAGCUAAACCACUGGCUUUGGACUGUAAUGUAGCAACGGAUAAAUCAUUUAUUUGAAUAAUUGAUCAACUUGAAUAUAUAUAUAUAUAUAUAUAUAUAUAUAUAUAUAUAUAUAUAUAUAUAUAUAUAUAUAUAUAUAUAUUUAUUAAGAAUAA